AUGGCAACGGCUCUAUUUACCCCCAGAAUGGUCUUACCCUCUUCCGCCUCGAAUCGAAACGAAAACAGAAAGCCAGAGGAAUGGUGGUACACGGAAAAUGGACGCUCUUACGAUACUUUUCGGAGGGGGAAGUAUAUGUUCCCAAUGGAUGAGGACGAAAUGGAUAGGAUGGAUCUAUUCCAUAAGUUCUUUCUAGUGGCGCGGCAGGAUAGCUCUAACUACGGAGGUCUAUGCCAACGGCCGCUACCUGUCUACCCUCGAAUCUUAGAUCUUGGAUGUGGUACUGGUAUAUGGGUGAUUGAUAUGGCCGAUCGCCACCAAGGACGAGCUAAUAUUCUCGGUUGGGACCUUUCUUUAAUACAACCUCUUAGGAUUCCACCGGGUGUUGAGUUUCAGCGACGUGAUAUCGAGGAUCCCUGGACCGGCAUUGAAGAGAAUUCCUUCGAUCUCAUUCAUAUGAAAAUGCUUGCUGGGGGUAUAGCAAAUUGGACGGCUUUAUACGACCGUGCAUUCAGAUACCUCAAACCUGGUACUGGACUCUUUGAACAUGUGGAGAUUGAUCUUACGCCUAAGUCCGCAGAUGGCGAAUUACCCGAAGACUCUCAGCUUCGAGUAUGGGCGCACGAGCUGACCGAGGCUAUGGAGAGGGCUGGGCGACCUCUAACAGCGAACCCCCACACUGUAGGGAUGUUACAGCGUCUCGGCUACGUUGACGUCGAGCAAACAACCAAGCGGAUCCCAUUCAAUUCUUGGCCUGAAGAUGGACAAGAAAAGGAGAUGGGUAGGUGGUUCAACUUUGGUAUUACGAAAGGGCUGCACGCCAUAACAAUAGGUCCUUUAACUAGGAUGAACGGUUACGACCCGGAACAUGUUGAGAACCUAAUUUCAAAAGUGCGGAAGGAAAUGUGCUCCCGCAGAUUAAGAGCUUACUGCACCAUGUAUAUCUGGACAGCACGAAGGCCAUCUAUACCCGGCCAACGAGCGUGA
Daldinia childiae is the source of this 987-nucleotide messenger RNA. RefSeq lists its product as uncharacterized. The record is from RefSeq and is a predicted model, not a curated record. Gene Ontology annotation, molecular function: methyltransferase activity. Lineage: Eukaryota; Fungi; Ascomycota; Sordariomycetes; Xylariales; Hypoxylaceae. Bases 1 to 987 code for a protein of 328 amino acids. The transcript is spliced from 7 exons.